AUGGCGCCACAAAUGCAGGGCGUGCCAGCCCAAACCCUCUACAUGACGCCUCGCACCGGCUCGCCCGUACCGGGGCGGCCCGUGGGGGCCCCCGGGGCCCAGGUCAUCCACACAAUGCCUGCGACUCGAUCUGGCGGGCUGCAGCUUGGCAACGUCGGAGCAGCCGCCACGCCGGCCAUCGCGGCAGCUGUCGCCAAUCUCAUCAGCAACGCCAGCCUGCGGAACCCGUCGCCGGUGGCAGCGGCAUCAACGUCGCCCGCAGCAGCCGCGUCGCCAGAGAAGCCCGCAGAGGAGGAGGGAGCGGAGGAAGGGGGCCAGGAGGACACCCUGAUGACCAGGCUUUCACAGGUCUACAACGAUCGCACGACCGGGCUCGCCGGAUGUCCCAUGUCAGCCGCGGCCAUAGCCAGGAUGUAG
Symbiodinium natans is the source of this 417-nucleotide messenger RNA. The record is from the annotation of a GenBank genome assembly. NCBI's taxonomy places the organism in Eukaryota, Dinophyceae, Suessiales, Symbiodiniaceae.